This is a messenger RNA of Chinchilla lanigera (long-tailed chinchilla), 1649 nucleotides long. RefSeq names its product chemokine (C-X-C motif) ligand 14 (gene Cxcl14). The transcript has 4 exons. Gene Ontology annotation, cellular component: extracellular region. The record is from RefSeq and is a predicted model, not a curated record. Lineage: Eukaryota; Metazoa; Chordata; Mammalia; Rodentia; Chinchillidae. Gene Ontology annotation, biological process: cell chemotaxis; antimicrobial humoral immune response mediated by antimicrobial peptide. Gene Ontology annotation, molecular function: chemokine activity. The coding region runs from base 232 to 531 and encodes 99 amino acids.
AAGAGGCCAGGGCUGGCGGAGCAGACUUGUGGAGUGAUCGCAGAGAGGAGCGCAAAGCACAGCGCGCAGCGACAGACAGCACCCACCACCGACGGUGCUGCUGCGGCGAGCUGAGGCAGAAGGCGUGCUCUGAGCUGACAGAUCCGACCCGGCAGCGUCUGGGGCGCCACACGGACCGUCGGCGGCGCAGUCCCCGUGUCCCUGUUCGUGCGCUGCACCCCUCUGACCAGCAUGAGGCUCCUGGCGGCCGCGCUGCUUCUACUGCUCCUGGCGCUGUGCGCCUCGCGCACGGAGGGGUCCAAAUGCAAGUGCUCCCGGAAGGGCCCUAAGAUACGCUACAGUGACGUGAAGAAGCUGGAAAUGAAGCCAAAGUACCCGCACUGCGAGGAAAAGAUGGUUAUCAUCACCACCAAGAGCAUGUCCAGGUACCGUGGCCAGGAGCACUGCCUGCACCCCAAGCUGCAGAGCACCAAGCGCUUCAUCAAGUGGUACAACGCCUGGAACGAGAAGCGCAGGGUCUACGAAGAAUAGGGGAAAGAUCUCUGAUAGAAAACUCCAGACCAGUUGCGAGACUUGAGCAAAGGACUUUGCUGGUUAAAUAAAAAAAACCUUUCUUUCUCACAGGCAUCAGACACAAACUAUAUAUUGUUACGAAGCACUUUUUACCCAGGGUCAGUUUUUACAUUUUAUAGCUGUGCGCGAAAGGCUUCCAGAUGUGAGACCCAGCUCUCCUGCGCUCCAGACACCAACACAGGCGGCCCUUUGCUGAAACGGGGGGAAACUCAUGCCUUUCCUUUUUAAAAAAAAUGCUUUUUUGUAUUUGUCCGUACAUCGAUACACAUCUGAGCUUUAUAAGCGCCCGGGAGGAACAGUGAGCUUGGCUGAGACAUUUCAUUGCAGAACCUAGCUCGGGAAGCUUCCGCCCAGAGGGCCUGGCGCCUUCUGCACAGCUGCCAGGCCCUCCUGGGCUUACGGUGGAUCCCAGCCUCGGUGUGACUCCGCAGUGGCCCCUCUUGCCGGGUAGGCAGGAGCAGGUCUCUCUGCAUCUGCGCUUGGAAGAACUCAGUUUAGUUGCCAGACAAAUGUGCUUCAUUCCUCCGAUUCAUUUUUUCAGUCUAGGAAACAUUUCCAAGAUCCUGUGGGGGUGAGGCAAGUGACCUGUAAAGAACGUAUGGGGUCUUUUUUCCAACCUGAGGAAUUCUGAAAGGUUUGCUGCUUCACUUUGUGAUGCUUCAGAAGCACGUGAGGUUCCUACCACUGUUAGUGAAAACCGUAGAAUUUUACAACACAUACACAACCCGCAACUGGAGACACACAAUCUGUUGAGAACAGGAAAUCUUCGAAGUGUGUUUCUCUCCCUACACACGGUGGAACGUGCAGUACUAAAGCAGCGGUACACUUGUGACUCCCCGUGCAGCUCACCGGGAGCAGAGUGUCCGGGUUUGGAAGCUGGGAUGAGCGGAGCACCCUUUUCUUUGUACAUACCUUCCGCAGAGCGCCCCCCACAGGCUGCCCUUGGGUAGAGGCUGCACUAUCCUGCUGUGUUAUAUGCUAUGUGAAUGUCAGAGAUCAUUAGCAUUGCAUGCAGAUUUCAUAUUCUUUCUAAGACAAAAAGAAAAGUAAUAAAAUAUAUUUGAAAUGUACCAACA